Molecule: messenger RNA, 2853 nt
Organism: Cynocephalus volans (Philippine flying lemur)
Lineage: Eukaryota; Metazoa; Chordata; Mammalia; Dermoptera; Cynocephalidae
Gene: THSD1
Product: thrombospondin type 1 domain containing 1
Exons: 5
Coding region: 131-2668 (845 amino acids)
Cellular component (GO): cell periphery
Source: RefSeq, a predicted model, not a curated record
AGGUUGUCGUGGGGAAGUAAGCAAUUUGGAAGAAACCAGUUCAACUUUGGUUUUUUGAAAAAGAAAAAUUACAACUUGGAUGUGAGAAAGGACAUGAGGAGACUAAAGACCUGGGAUUUUGCUGAUCAGAAUGAACCCAAUGUUGAAGGACUUUUCAAAUCUAUUGUUGGUGGUGCUCUGUGACUACGUUCUUGGAGACACUGAACAUCUGCUUUUGGGAGAGCCGGGCCAUGUAGCACUAAGCAACAAAACAGUGUCUGUGGAUUUCCAGUAUUUUGAUGGCGCUAACGGGACUCUGAGAAAUGUAUCUGUCCUGCUGUUGGAGGCCAACACCAAUCAGACUGUGACCACCAAGUAUCUCCUGACCAACCAGUCCCGGGGAACACUCGAAUUUGAAUGCUUCUAUUUCAAGGAGGCUGGUGACUACUGGUUCACAAUGACCCCGGAAGUGACAGACAACAGCACUCCAGUUGCCUGGUGGGAGAAAAGUGCCUUUCUAAAGGUGGAAUGGCCUGUCUUUCACAUCGACUUGAAUAGGACAUCCAAAGCAGCGGAAGGCACCUUCCAGGUGGGCCUUUUUACCAAUCAACCACUAUGCCUGUUUCCUGUGGAUAAGCCUGACAUGUUGGUGGAUGUUGUCUUCACCAACAGUCUUCCCCAGGCAAGAACAAGUCCAGGACAGCCACUGGAGAUAAGAACCAGCAAAAGGACAGAACUCGCUCAAGGGCAGUGGGUUGAGUUUGGUUGUGCACCUGUGGGGCCAGAAGCCUAUGUCACUGUAGUGCUGAAGCUGCUUGGCCGAGACUCGGUCAUCACCUCCGCAGGGCCCAUUGACCUGGCCCAGAAAUUCGGAUACAAACUAGUGAUGGUGCCAGAACUCACGUGUGAGUCUGGGGUGGAGGUGGUGGUGCUACCCCCGCCGUGCAUCUUUGUCCAAGGCGUGAUUGCCGUCUUCAAGGAGGCCCCCAGACGCCCUGGGGAGAAGACCACUCAGCUGGCCGAAAGCAGCCUGCCCCUGGGAGAGAAGAGGACAGUAUUUAACUGCUCUUUGUUUGACAUGGGGAAGAAUAAAUACUGCUUUGACUUCGGCAUUUCAAGCAGAAGCCAUUUUUCCACAAAGGAGGAGGAGUGUGUGCUAAUUCAGAGAAAUAUAGAAACUUGGGGACUGUGGCAGCCAUGGAGCCAGUGUAGCACCACAUGUGGGGAUGGUGUCAGAGAGCGUCGCCGAGUGUGUCUCACUUCCUUCCCCUCUAGAACUGGUUGCCCUGGAAUGUCCUUGGAGAUGUCACCAUGUUCCCUGGAGGAGUGUGCUGCUUCGCGGCCAUCCAGCCCGUCUCCUCUCCAGCCCCAGGGACCGGUGAGGUCCAGCAACCUGGUGACCGUCACGGGGAUCUCCCUGUGCCUGCUCAUCAUCGCGGCCACCGUGCUCAUUACGCUGUGGCGGCGCUGCGGCCGCGCCCCCGAGUGUGGCGCCCCCGCGCGACACGGCGGCCUCCCCGCCGCCGGCUUCCGGAAGGACUCGGACGAGGAGAGCAUCUGCGAGCCGCGCGGGAGCCUCUCGGACGCGGGGGACGCGCCGGCGGGGGACGCGGGGGACGUGGGGCUCCCGCUGAGCUGCAGGACGCCCGGGGACGACGCGGCGGGCAGCCAGGGCGUCCAGUCUGGCGCCCACAAGAUCAUCCCGCCCCUGUUCAGCUACCGCCUGGCGCAGCAGCAGUUGAAGGAGAUGAAGAGGAAAGGCCUGACCGAAACCACCAAAGUGUACCACGUGUCCCAGAGUCCCCUGACAGACACCGCCAUCGACGCCGCCGCCGGCCCCCCGCUCGACCUGGAAAGCCCCGAAGAAGCGGCAGCGAGCAGGUUCCGGAUCAGGUCCCCGUUUCCGGACCAGCCGGUGGUCAGUGCCGGCGACAGGCCUCCCUCCAGGCUGGAUUUCAGUGUGUCGCAGGCCAGUUGUGCCGUAAGCCCCAGCCAGACCCUGAUCCGCAAGUCACAGGUGAGGCCGGUGGGCAGCAGAGGGGGCCUGUCGGAGAGGAGCCACCCCAGGAGUUCCCAUUUCAGGAGAACGGCCAGUUUCCAUGAAAACAAGCAGGCCCGGCCAUUCAGGGAGAGGAGCAUGUCCAGUCUGACUCCAGGACAGGCCCCCGCCUACAGUUCCAGGACGCGGACCUGGGACCAGGCCGGGGAUAGAGGGAGGCCUCACAGUCGAGGCGUCCCCCUGCUUCCUGAGAAACUGGAGCAUUGCCCAGGGGCAGGUGGAAGCAGUCGUCCCUUAAGCCCUCUCCCCAAAUCCUACACCUUGGGGCAGCCCUCCAGGAAUCCAGAGGUGGGAGACCGCCAGGCAGGAUUCGUGGCAGGAGUUGAGAGAACGGAGCCUCACCGAGCUCGGAGGGGACCGUCCCCCAGUCACAGGAGUGUCUCAAGGAAGCAGUCUUCCCCUGUUUCCCCCAAAGAUAGCUACCAGAGGGUCAGUCCUCUAAGUCCCUCUCCAUGUAGAAAAGACAAGUGUCAGAGCUUCCCGGCCCACCCCGGGUUCGCCUUCUAUGACAAUACGUCGUUCGGCCUCACUGAGGCUGAGCAGAGGAUGCUGGACCUUCCGGGGUAUUUUGGGUCAAAUGAAGAGGAUGAAACCACAAGUACACUCAGUGUGGAGAAGCUGGUCAUCUAGACCGAGGUCAGCGUGAGACUUCACAGCUGGGUCCUUUGCCCAGGUCGUGCUGUCCACGGCUCACAUUGUCCUGUGGCCUGUUCUCUGUAACUGUUCUACAGGGGGACGGAAUGUGGGCAAGAAGUAACUCACAAGGAGGAUGUGCCUGGAUGCGUGGGUUUUAAUUCAUAAGGAAGACGUUAUUU